AUGAGGCCGGUGAGAGAAGGCACGGCGGCGCUGGUGGGCGUCGGCGGCGGGGAGGCGGCGGUGGGACACAUGGGCCACCCCCACGCGCACCCAGGGCUGUGGAGGACGCCCACCCCGUACCUCUUGCUCGGCUUCGCGCUCAUGAUGGGGCUCAUGGCGGUCGCGCUGCUCAUCCUCCUCUGCACGCGCCCCAAGCCAACCGGCUCGUCGCGGCGCGGGAGCGCUUCGGAGGAAUCCUCGGCGCGGGGGGCGACCAUGGCGCCGCUCGACCGCGAGCCCAAGGUCAUCGUCAUCAUGCCCGGCGACCACAUGCCGUCCUUCAUCGCCAGCGCCAGGCCCUUCGCCUUCGCCAGCGCGGUAGACGCCGGUGAGCCGAGCAAGGCCGACGCGGCGUAG
This is a messenger RNA of Lolium rigidum, 396 nucleotides long. Its product is annotated as protein GLUTAMINE DUMPER 6-like. Gene Ontology annotation, biological process: regulation of amino acid export. The record is from RefSeq and is a predicted model, not a curated record. The transcript has a single exon. The coding region runs from base 1 to 396 and encodes 131 amino acids. NCBI's taxonomy places the organism in Eukaryota, Viridiplantae, Streptophyta, Magnoliopsida, Poales, Poaceae.